AGAUUUCCCAUCCCUCUCCUAGCUCAAAAACCAUCUUCAGGAGUUCAAAGAAAAAAAAAAGAAACUGAAAUACCCAAUUAGAUACAAAAUGAAAGGAACACAUUUCCUUCUAGCUUUUGUUCUUGUAGUUCUGUCUUACUCGUUUGCCUUUGCCUUUGAUCCUAGUCCUCUUCAAGAUUUUUGUGUUGCCAUUAAGAAACCUACGGAUGGAAUAUUCGUGAAUGGAAAAUUUUGCAUGGACCCAAUGCGUGCAACUGCAAAUGAUUUCUUUUUUCCAGGGCUAAAUAUACCUGCAAAUACUAAAAAUCAACUUGGAUCAAAUGUAACACUCGUGAGUGUUGACACAUUACCAGGACUAAAUACUUUAGGUAUAUCCUUAGCACGUUUGGACUUUGCACCUUAUGGAGGUUUAGUUCCACCUCAUUAUCAUCCACGUGCCACCGAGAUUCUAACACUUUUGAAAGGCAAACUUUAUGUGGGUUUUGUCACAUCCAAUCCUAGUCGUUUAAUUUCCAAAGUUUUAAAUCCAGGAGAUGUUUUUGUUUUUCCAAUCGGUUUGAUUCAUUUUCAAUUUAAUAUUGGAGAAACUGAUGCAGUCGCUAUUUCUGGACUGAGUAGCCAAAAUCCAGGAGUCGUUUUGAUUGCAAAUGCAGUGUUCGGAUCUAAUCCACCAAUUAAUCCUGAUGUUCUUACCAAGGGUUUCCAAUUGGAGAUGAAUGUGAUCAACUAUCUUCAGAAACAAUUUGGCUCAUCAACUUGAUUAAUAUCUAGCUAUUUUGCUGUGUUACAAUCACAGCAUCUUCGCAAUAAUAUAUAAUAAGGAAAAGCUUAUUUCCAUUUUGUUUAUCAUUUUUGAAUAAUGAAAUAUUGAAAUUUUCUUCCUUGUAUUGUAUUUCAUGUAAUCUGAUAUUCUCUAUCAGUAAAAUAUCAUAAUUUAUGCUAUGUUCAGUUCUUCUUUUCUUUC
Messenger RNA from Jatropha curcas, 964 nucleotides. Its product is annotated as germin-like protein subfamily 1 member 16. The record is from RefSeq and is a predicted model, not a curated record. NCBI's taxonomy places the organism in Eukaryota, Viridiplantae, Streptophyta, Magnoliopsida, Malpighiales, Euphorbiaceae. Gene Ontology annotation, molecular function: manganese ion binding.